Messenger RNA from Oreochromis niloticus (Nile tilapia), 5645 nucleotides. It is a transcript of the gene fam171a1, whose product is annotated as family with sequence similarity 171 member A1. Lineage: Eukaryota; Metazoa; Chordata; Actinopteri; Cichliformes; Cichlidae. The record is from RefSeq and is a predicted model, not a curated record. Gene Ontology annotation, cellular component: plasma membrane. The transcript is spliced from 9 exons. The coding region runs from base 389 to 3133 and encodes 914 amino acids. Gene Ontology annotation, biological process: stress fiber assembly; regulation of cell shape.
CUGUUCCUAGAAAGUAAAAGUUGUAAAAACUUCGGCUGGCAGGUGGAGGCGCUGGAGGUCCGUGGACGGUAGCGGUGCUGCGUGUGGGAGAAGCCGCCUGUUGGUGCCGUUCUGGGGCAUGUGGCUCAGAGGAAUGGGGCCGUCUUCCACCCUGACCCAUCGAUGAGAAAAAAAGAAAAAAGGCGACCGAAAGGGGGAUGCACAGCGGGGCAGGAGAAAGGCAGCUUUACAGGCGGAAAAUCGUGGCUGCUGAAGCUGCUGAACAUGGAGAGUCGCCUGGUUUGUGGGAUAAGCGGUGCCGUGGGGGAACAGUGAGUUUUUAGCAGACACGGGUUUGAUUUCCACUUUGUUCCUCGAACCGUUUGCGUUGUUAAACACAUCUGCAACGAUGCGGGCUGUGGACCGGAGCAGGACCGCCGCGAUUCUACUCUGCCUUUUCGGACACCUUUUCUCCAAAGCUGCUACCAAAACAUUACAGGAGGACACGGCUACACAAGAGGUGACUCUGAAGGUUCACCUGAGCGAUGCCAGCACUCACCAGCCCCUGGUUGGAGCCACUGUACAGCUUUUUGCCAAUCGUACUUCUUUAACAACGGAAACCUCAUCAGCUGACGGCAACAUUUAUCUGCAUUUUCCCUAUCGCCUUGGGACGCCGCUUGUUGUCACUGCAACUAAACAGGGAUAUGUGCCUAACUCUGUGCCCUGGACUCCCUCCAGAUUACCUGUAUUUUCAUCCAUUAGCCUGGACCUGCUGCCAGAAAGAGCUGCUACUCUGAUGGUGUACGAAGAUGUUGUUGAGAUUGUUCCAGGAUUACAAGGUUUAAGAGUCCAGCCCAGGGUUAGUUUCCCACACAGAGCUCUCAGUCUUCCUCCCAACACAUCGUACGCCAACCUGACUGCGCUGCUCACCGUGGCAAGCUCCCCCUCACACAUCCAGCACUUUCCCCACCUGGAGAUGCUCAAUGGCAACAGCACAGGCACGGAGAAGACGUUCGAGUUGACUCCUGUCGCAGCCAUCUCUGUUCACCUGUUGGCCGGCGAUGGAGUGGAGCUGCAGGUGACUGGGCCAAUCACCUUCUCUGUGCCCCUCCCGCCUGACAGUGGCCUGAAGGAAAAUGAUCACCUCCCUACUUGGAGAUUUGACCCACGCUUAGGUAUCUGGAUAAAGAGCAGCUGGGCUCAAGUGCAGAGGACGGGAAACCAGCUCAGUCUAACCUAUAUUGUUCCUCAGCUGGGGUAUUGGGUGGCCGCCAUGUCGUCUCUACACACCGACUUCCACCAAACAGCUUUUUCUCUGGUGCUACAACACGUCUUUGUAACAGGUCCAAUGGUUGCGAAGGACAUCAGCACGUACCACACUGUGUUUCUGUUGGCCAUACUGGGAGGCAUGGCUCUCAUCCUGCUCUGUCUGCUCUGCCUCCUGCUGUACUACUGCAGACGUCGCUGUUUGAAGCCACGAGGGUCUCACCGCAAGCUUACGCUGUCCUCUGGACUGGACAGCAGCAAGAGGGACCAAGCCACGUCCAUGUCUCACCUGAACCUCAUCAGCAAUGAGGUGCAGCUGGAGCUUGUUUCCACGGGGACUGAGCCUGACAUGACCACUCCGAUGCUCAAGCCUUCCUCAUAUGAGCACCAAGACAAUCAACGUCAACACAGCCUUAUCCAUCAAAACAAACACAGCCGCUCCUCUCUCGGCAACAACAGCCACCACGGAUCAUCUCUGGGCAAUCUGACCCCUCGCAGCCGAGACUACCGACAGUCUGUGGAGACGUUUCAGCUGAAGGCUGCUCUGUCAUCGGGGACAGAGAGGGGCUACCGUCAAUCAUACACCUCCUUCUGUUCAUCUAGCAACCAGAUUUCAGAUGCAUUGUCAUCCACUAAUCAUGGUCAAGUGUCAGCUACACAGCUUAGCAGUGUUGGGAUUAUUGAUUGCAUCUCCCCUUCCUCUCCUCCGCACUCCCCCAGCAGAGGGGAGGGAGGUGAGUGCAGGGCUCCCGACCACCUUCUGUCCCGGUCUGUGGACCACCUGGAGCGGCCCAGUCCACAGUUGCUCUCCCGGCCAGGCCAGCUGCUCUGCUGCGGCUCUGUAGAUCUGCUGAGUGGAGGUGAAGGCUACUCAAGAGUGCGACCCACUCUUGUAAUCCCAGCACACUACAUGCGGCUGCCUGGGGAGCACCCUCUGUCUGGUCAGGCCCUCCUGCUGCAGACUGACCAGCAGAGCGACUUAGAGACCAUCCAGGCUGAGCUCAAUGCCUCACAUUCCCAGCAGCCCCUGGGGCAAACCCCCACUGACUGUGACCCAGGUCCAAAAAAGCAGGGUGAAGGCGAGGGUCUCUCAGGUCUGUCAGAGUCUCUGUCUAUUCCAGGAGCUCUCGGGGAGUCGGGUCUUGUGGAAAUAAACAGCGAGGACACCUUGCUGGCUGAAAAGACUUUAAUGGAGCUGAGAGGAGGGAAGCCUCUGCCUCACCCACGAGCCUGGUUUGUCUCCUUGGAUGGACGCUCCAAUGCUCACAUUCGCCACUCCUACAUCGAUCUCCAGCGGGCAGGGUGCCACAACAACAACAACAGCACGCCAGGUGCAGGAGGUCAGCAAGGUAGCAGCCGCCAAGGGAGGCAUGGCAGUUGUAACGAUGCCAGUUUGGACUCGGGUGUGGACCUGAACGAGCCGAGAGUGGGGCGCAGGGGAAGAGAUGCUGAGCAGGAGGAAAGGGGGCUUGAGAAAGACAGAUCAAAGGGGCCGACGCCAGCCUCGGCCUACACUCAGCUGGUGUUUGUGGAUGAUCUGAACGUGGGAGGCUGUGAGCAGGAGAAGUGCACCCACAAGGGCAGCAAAUCUGGACCUGUCUUGUCAGACAAAGCAGAGAGUAACAGAGUGGAUCAGGGGCAGGGGGAUGCAGUGGGUAAAACAGCUGAGGGAGUACAAAUACAGGAGGAGCCACCCUCACUUUCCUCUGCAUCCCCUACUUCUCCUCCACCCCUUCCAACUCCAGAGGGAGUGACUUUCAGGACUGAUCACGCGCUGCUGUCAGUGUCUCCGGAUGAGGACGCAGCACACGAUGAUGCAGAGGAGGAGAAGAAAAGCCCCUGGCAAAGGAGGGAGGAGCGACCCCUGCUGGCCUUCAACCUCAAAUGAUUCACAGAUGACAAUUAAAGGAAAGAUUCACUUUUUUUUCCAAGUCUGUUUAAAGUAGAACACCAGUUUAAAGCUUUUUUUAGUUGCCAUGCUGUUUUAAAAAAAAAUCAGCGUUAAUUAAACAAUCUCUUUCCCAUUCUAGGAAAAAUUAAUCAAAGUUAACAAGACGUUGAGCACAGUUAAGUCAGGUUUAAUCAAAAUCUCAGUGAAAACUGAUCUUCAAGUUGAAAUGAGAAGUACGCUAAAUAUUUAACAUUUAAGACGUGGGAGAGCGUCUCAGUAUGCGUGCCAUAAAGCAGCGAUAAAAAAGCAUAACCACACUGCACAGCAUUGCCGCUAAAAACAGGAUUUGUGUGUUGCCGAGAGAGCUGUACCCCACCCCUCCAACUCAUGCUCAAAGAAUGAGGUGUCCUGUUCCAAGCAGAAGUAGUGUUGUUGAGGUUAAAGUGUCAUCGUGUUCUUAUUAUUGCUGUUUUGAGCAUUUUCUAGUAAACUAAGCAACUCACAAAGUCACAUUAGAGGCAUGCUCAAUGGUAAUCCUGUCCACUAAUGUGGCUGAAUGCAUCCAUUCUGAUGAGUGCAACUGUGAUUUAUUUCCUCCAUUUUUCAAUACACUUCACUUUCAGAGGCACCAUCUUUGCAGGCACUAGGAGGAGAAGGAAAGGUACUAGGAGGAGGAAAAAUAAUCAGGAAACACACGUGCAUGUCGGUUCUGCUUUGAAACAGACUUGAAAGAGUGUAAAUCUGUCCGUUAACCACAACGACUCCUCUGCUCAGACCACAACAUGAAGGAUAUAUGUGUUUAAAUUGAAGCCUUUUGUUCUUAAUAUAGCACUGAAUCAAUAUUUUAGCACUGGGACCCCAUCUGGUUGAGAAAUGAACACUUCUGCUGGACUCUUAAUGACCACUGUUGUACUUCACUUUUCAUGAAACACUACGUAAACAGACCACUCGUCAGGCGUGGCGAACACAUUGCCUGAGGGGAGACAUAAAGACGCUGGAGGCACGAAAUUAGGAUAUUUUAUGCACAACAAAUAUAUGCCUUUUUAAUAAAUAGCCUUGCAAGCAUAAAUGAACUGUAGUAGAAGCAGUCGAUGGGUGGUUCAUGGAAAAUCCAAGACUACAAAAAACUUUCUUUCUUGAGCCAUAUUGGCCUCAGUCCAUUAGCUUAAUCUAGUAACAUGCAGCAACACUCGUUUGAAAGUUAUAACCCCGGUUUGUUCACGCUGACUGAUGUCUGCGAUUAUGAAACAUCUGUGCAAAACGGGGCAGCCGUGUUCGAGGGAUUUACUUUGAACGGUUGGUGGUAUGUUGCUAGAGUUUAAUCUAGCCUAUCAGAAGGCUUUGUGGGAGAUAAAGUUUCUGGACUGAGGAGGUUUAACCACUAUCUGCUCUGUAGCAUAAUCAGAUAAUGUGACACACCGCUAUGCUGGUGGGUAAGGAUGUAAUACCACUUCAAAGCCACCCAAAUUAGUUGUGAGGGAUAUUGGUAUGAAGGGUUUUGUAACUGUUGAACCACUGACUGGUGUAUUUUUUAUGUUUUGCUUUGAAGGCUAUGCAUAACUUUUAUAUGGCUGCUUGAUGCCUUUUUUUGUAAUUUUAAUCAUUAUAAUUUUAAUUGCCAAACAUGAAGUAUUUUAUCUGAGAAUAGGCUAUUUUUUUCUUUCUUUUAAAUAUGUUAAGGGCUUUUCCUCCGUACCCACCUUAACGUUCAAGCUAUAAAAGCAAACGCUCGAUAGCCUUUCACCUGAAAUACAAACUGUAUUUGCUUGCUGUGUUUCACCUCCAUUUGAACCACUCACCCACGAUCCAAGUGCCUUUGAAUAGCCUGACUCUACAGCAACUGAUUACCUUAUUUAUUUCUCACCUCCUUUUGCCUUCGUCCGCCCUCCCCCUCCUUCCUACCUCAGCCCUUACUUUCUCUCCUGCUUGUGAAAGAAAGCAUGCAGUAAACUUUCCUCAGCACUAGCGUAUAACAAGCUACACUGCAGACAUCUCAGAAAAUGUCUACCAGCUGCUGCAAUCGUAAAAUCCUCUACAGUAAUCAGCAAGAGUUCAGUCUCCCUCAGAGUAAGCAGUUAAAGAUGUUUUGUUUUUGUGUGUGUGUGUGUCUGUGUGUCUGUGUGCGUGCGUGUGGCACUGGAUAUGUGAAGCUACACUGCAGGUCGUUUCAGUGCAUUUUCUUAUUUUUGUGUUUUGUGGGUGAACGUUUGUCUGAAAUGUGUUUUGCAGUGGCGGCUGAGUUGAUGCUGACUGAUCAACAUGCAUCCAGUCAAGGUUCACAUAGACAAAGCAGCCAUAUUACAGAGUGUGUAUAGUCUUUCCUUACCUCUGCCUUAUCAAAAUAAUGUGUGUCUUUGUGUUAUGAAUGGCCUUUUCUCUUUUAGUUUCCCACACAGCAAUCUCCCCUUUUAGGGUGGAUGAGCAAUACAGUAUCUUUGAGUGUGUAAAUCAGAUGCUUGCAUUAUAUUUGAAGCCUGUUAUUCUGAAUAAACAGCCAAACUGGAAUUAA